Medicago truncatula (barrel medic) is the source of this 776-nucleotide messenger RNA. RefSeq lists its product as uncharacterized. Gene Ontology annotation, cellular component: mitochondrion. The record is from RefSeq and is a predicted model, not a curated record. Gene Ontology annotation, molecular function: structural constituent of ribosome. The coding region runs from base 75 to 539 and encodes 154 amino acids. The transcript has 3 exons. NCBI's taxonomy places the organism in Eukaryota, Viridiplantae, Streptophyta, Magnoliopsida, Fabales, Fabaceae.
AUUAUUCAUACAUCACUUGGUUCUCUUUACUCAUUUUGGGCAAAAGCCGCAACUGAGAAAGAAGGUCGAAAUCAAUGGCGAAUGCAAUGUGCAGCAAAAUCAACACUCUUCAAAACUCUUCCAUACUCAAAUCCACCUUCACUUUCAUCAGAACCCUUUCCACUUCUUCUCCUUCACCUUCUUCCGAUGCCGCUUCCGAAACUACUAAGAAAUCAAAGCGAAGAAAGAAGAAAAACUUUUUCGAAGUAGCUCAGUUUUUACCUAACUGGGGAAUUGGUUAUCACAUGGCCAAAACUCAUUGGAAGGAAGUUUCUUACGAAAUCACCAAACUCAAUCUCUACAAGGAUGGAAAACAUGGAAAAGCAUGGGGUAUUGCUCAUAAAAAUGGUUUGCCUAUAGUAGAUGCUCCUAAAAAAAUUAGUGGAGUUCACAAGCGUUGUUGGAGGUACCUCCCAAGUGUAGUAAAAGCAUCAGAAAGUUCACCAACCUUGACAAGUUCCACAGACAGUGACUUAAAAGUUGAAACCCAAGCAAGUUAAUGCUUCAUAGUGACUUCGGAUUUGGACUUGUGUUAUCGACAUUAUGGAUUAAUGUUAUCAACAUUAUACCUUGUGUCUUAGAUUAGAUUUUCAAUUGCCAUAGUUCUUUUUUACUAUGUUAACAUUUUGAGUCAAUUGUGAAAUAAACCUUUGGCAUUCAUGUAAGGUUCUUGUGCUUCUUUCUUUUAAAUAUCUGAUUAAAUGACCUCCAGACCAUGAAAUUUGCUUUCGGAGUAA